This is a messenger RNA of Drosophila albomicans, 5923 nucleotides long. RefSeq names its product glucose transporter type 1 (gene Glut1). NCBI's taxonomy places the organism in Eukaryota, Metazoa, Arthropoda, Insecta, Diptera, Drosophilidae. Gene Ontology annotation, molecular function: hexose transmembrane transporter activity. The record is from RefSeq and is a predicted model, not a curated record. Gene Ontology annotation, cellular component: membrane. Gene Ontology annotation, biological process: monosaccharide transmembrane transport.
GGCCACAGUAAUGAAAUGGCGACCAAUGGUGAUUUAUCGAUGAUCUCGCCGCCAACGUCUUCCAUUUCAAACGAUCAAGAUCCGUUUGGACAGCUGCCCCCGCUCCCGCCGUUGCGUUCCACCCAAGUGCUUCAGCCAUUGAGCGUAUUUCCAGUGUCCAAUUUGAGCGAAGAUUCUUACGAUUAUGUUUUUGGUGGUCGACGUAAGACUCCGCCCACAACAACGACAACACAACUCAAGCUGACCUCGCCGCCAGUUCGCUUGCGACCCGAAGACGCCUAUCGAGGUGAGAAUAUAAACAACGGACGUUUCUAUCGCCAUUCCUUCAGCUAUGCCCCAAAACGUCAACGCCACUCGAGUCGUGAUGAUCGUGACCGCGAGUCAAGAUUAAGAUGUCAUGGCGAGGAUGAGGCCACUUUGCGCCAAUUGCUGCUCGAUUUGCAAAAGCAAGUUAGCGUGAUGAGCAUGAAUCUAUCAGCGAAACUCGAUGAGCUGCAGCGAGGCGAUCGACACCUGGAGACGACAGUCGCCUUGUGCGAAAUCCGGACACAGCUGCAGGAGCUGACCAAGUCCGUGGAGAGCUGCCAGAGCGAAGUAUCUGAGGUCAAACGUGACAUGGUGGCUAUCAAACAUGAACUGGACACUGUGCAGCAGGUGAAGGAGGAGAUUGAGGAGCUGCGCGAAUAUGUCGACAGACUGGAGGAGCACACACACAGACGGAAGCUAAGACUUUUAGAACAAGGUCUGACCUUCUUUCUCACCUACUCCAUAUUCUCGGCGGUGCUGGGCAUGCUGCAGUUUGGCUACAACACUGGAGUCAUCAAUGCGCCCGAGAAGAAUAUUGAGAAUUUCAUGAAGGAUGUAUACAAGGAUCGCUAUGGCGAGGACAUUAGCGAGGAGUUCAUACAGCAGCUCUACUCGGUGGCAGUCUCCAUAUUCGCCAUCGGCGGUAUGCUCGGCGGUUUCAGCGGUGGCUGGAUGGCCAAUCGCUUUGGCAGAAAAGGCGGUCUAUUGUUGAACAAUGUGCUUGGUAUUUCGGGCGCUUGUUUGAUGGGUUUUACCAAAGUUAGUCAUUCCUAUGAAAUGUUAUUCCUUGGCCGAUUUAUAAUUGGUGUUAAUUGCGGUCUCAAUACAUCGUUGGUGCCAAUGUACAUCUCUGAAAUAGCGCCACUGAAUCUACGCGGUGGCUUAGGUACUGUUAAUCAAUUGGCUGUGACUGUAGGUUUACUAUUAUCCCAGGUGCUGGGCAUUGAACAAAUCUUAGGCACUAAUGAGGGCUGGCCCAUACUCCUGGGUCUGGCCAUCUGUCCAGCAAUAUUGCAAUUAAUAUUACUGCCAGUUUGUCCCGAAUCACCCAGAUAUUUGCUCAUCACCAAACAAUGGGAGGAGGAGGCGCGUAAAGCACUGCGUCGCCUGCGCGCCUCCGGCUCGGUGGAUGAGGACAUUGAGGAAAUGCGCGCCGAGGAGCGUGCUCAGCAGUCCGAGAGCCAUAUAUCGACCAUGGAGCUCAUCUGUUCGCCCACGUUGCGUCCGCCAUUGAUCAUUGGCAUCGUGAUGCAGCUGAGUCAACAGUUUAGCGGUAUCAACGCCGUCUUCUACUACUCCACAUCGCUCUUCAUGAGCUCCGGACUGACUGAGGAGAGCGCCAAGUUUGCCACGAUAGGCAUUGGCGCAAUUAUGGUUGUAAUGACUUUGGUCUCCAUACCGCUGAUGGAUCGCACAGGUCGUCGAACCCUGCAUCUUUAUGGAUUGGGCGGCAUGUUCAUCUUCUCCAUCUUCAUAACGAUUUCGUUCCUGAUCAAGGAAAUGAUCGACUGGAUGUCAUAUCUCUCGGUGGUGGCCACCCUCGGCUUCGUCGUCUUCUUCGCCGUGGGACCCGGCUCCAUACCCUGGAUGAUCACCGCGGAGCUCUUCUCGCAGGGACCGCGGCCCAGUGCCAUGGCCAUUGCAGUGCUGGUCAAUUGGAUGGCCAACUUUGUGGUCGGCAUUGGUUUCCCCAGCAUGAAGACCGCAUUGGAGAACUACACUUUCUUGCCAUUUAGCGUAUUCUUAGCCAUAUUUUGGAUAUUCACCUACAAGAAGGUUCCUGAGACCAAAAACAAAACCUUUGAAGAGAUCUUGGCUCUCUUCCGUCACAACAACGGCAGGAGUAUGCUAAACUGCACAAAUAGCUUGGAGCCACAAAGUAUGAAUUCUGGCAUCGAGCAUGCCGCAUUGAUGGUAUCUGAGGAGAAGACCCAACAUGACUCACUGUUUGGUACGACUUCGUUCUCGUUGACGGUUGAAGGCAUGGGUCCAUAUCCGUUAAGCGAUAGCACCAAUCUCUUGGGUCCAACGUCAACAAGUUAUAUGAGCGGCGGAGUCGGCGUGGCCGGCUCCUCCUCGGCUUGCUACACAAACUACGGUACAAAUAUACAAACACCAGUUCCUAAUCGCAAAUGCUACUACAAUGAGUCUGACUAUGGCCGAGAUGAUAACUUUCGCCGGCACUCGGCGCACGGAAGAAUGUCAUCUGCAUCCGAGCGAUUUUUAGACGGCGGCCGAAGUACACACCAGGGCCGGAGCGCUGCCUCUGUGCCCCAUCACCUUCGUCAGCAAGCACCUGUUUGCCAGAACAGCGGGCCUUGACUGAGGAACGCCUCACCUCCUGAAACUGCCAGUGUACAUUCAACGAGUCGCGCUGAGGAGCAACAACAGCAGCAACAGCAGCAACAACAGCAACCGCAACAUGAACAGCAGUGCUCGUCGUCCUCUCAGCAUCAGCAUCAACCCUGUUACACCACACACGAAUACGUACAUUGUAGCUAUGAGAAGGAAAUCGUAUGUGAUCAGGCACCGCUGCCAUCGCACACACAACAACACAAGCAUGAGCAGUCCCAGGAGGCGGUAGCCAUCAUUUCCCACUGCCAUCAGACGCAACAACAGCAGCAGCAGCAGCCGCAGCAGUCGUCGCAGUCGCAACGCAAGCACAGCCACAGUCACAGUCCGCACCACAGUCGCCACACUUCACCGCACAGUCAUCACUCGCAUCUGGGUCAGGGUCAGAGUCAGAGUCAAUCACAAUCUCAGUCGCAAUCACAAUCGCAAUCCCAAUCUCAGUCGCACUCUCAUCAUCAUCACUAUCGCCGUCGACGUCGGCAGCACAGUGUCGCUGCUGUCGGUGGCAGCGGCAGCUUGCCAGGCGCCCACACCCAACACUCCCACUCAGGAGGCGGUGGCCACCACAGCGCACGUCACGUGUGCAGCAGUCGACGUCAUCGCUCGGUCACCGAUGUGUCCUGCAACUCGAUCAACGCCUGCCAGGAUGCAGCGUGUGCCGAUCGCGAAGUCCAGGAGAUAAUGGUGCGCAAGUCCUGCUGCAGUGCCUCACGCACUGAGCUGGCCCAAUACUUUGCCGAGGAUCUCUACGGCGCAUCCUCACGUCGUCCCAGCUCGUGUUGCACCAGUUCCGAUUAUUGCUAUCAAACGGACUCCACCAGUCUGUACGGUUCACGCUCCUCGCUCAGUCGCAACAACUCCAUCAAGUCCGCCUCGGCUGCCAUGCGCCAGCAGCAGCGUCUCCAAGCUCGCCAACCCAGCUACACUUCCAUCUCGUUGCGUGGCCUCAACGCCAGUCGACCCAACAGUCAGCUGGGCUCGUUGACUUCCAUCUUCGAUCGUGCCAAGCAGAUUGCCGACGACAGCAAGUACACGGAACAGCAGGAUGCGGCUCGUCAGUCGGCCAUGACGCCUUCGCGUGGCUCCACGCUGGAGCGGCACAGCUCCAAGGGAGCUCUGAGCAACGAGCUGCCCGAGUACGCUUGUUCCCCAUCGCCCAUACGCUGGAGUUUCCUCGCCGACGGAAAGUCCCCGACGGAGUUUGAGCUAGAGGGCGCUGUGGGAGGCAACACGGAUACAGCACAGGCAAGCUCAGCUGCUGUCGAGGAUAAGCUGGAUGCGUGGCAUGUGCCCGAGCCGGAGGUGAAGCCCUGCCGCAAGCGCACGAGCAGCUGGAAGAGUUCGCUAUACGAUGAGGGACCGAGCACAUCGGCAGCGGCUGCGGCACGCAAACGACGUGGCAGCAACUAUCAUUGCGAGUUCGAGGAGUCGACGACGGUGCUGUUCCAUCAGGAUCAGGAGGGGGAGACGUACAACAAUUGCUGCAACAACUACAUACAGUGCAACACGUAUCUGGAUCAGGAUCUGCAGAUAACCAGCGAGGAUAUACAUCAGUAUUUGUCGAAGGGAAAUCCGACGGUGGGCGAUGUGCUCAACAAUUCGAAGAACUAUCCGUUUCAGCCAAGCAAUGCACUCGAAUUCCAGUACAAGAACAACUUUCAGCAGGGCAACAACAAUGCCAACAACAACACGAACACCACAAACACCGCCUCGAGCGAUGCGGGGGAAUGCUUUCAACGCUACGAGCGCAGCUAUCACACCAGCGCCUCCAGCAAGGAGACGAAUUUGAAUCAAAAUGCCAGUGGCCAGGCGGCAGCAACAGAGCCGAUGUCUCCCAGCAACAUUAACCUGUCGAGCAGCAGCAACAACAUCAAUAUCGUGUUCAGCAGCAGCAGCCAGGAGCGCAAUGCCAACGAGGUGAAGUUCAUCAACAAUCGCAGCGGAGGCGCGGACAGAGAGCGAGAGCGAGGUGUUGGCGAGGUGACGGACUCCUCGACGAUGGUCAGCUCGGAGGCGCAUCAUGCCGGGUACUUGCCUUACACGUAUCCCAGCUAUGAUUAUACCAACAUGUCGGGCAACUCGCACUUUGAGAAACCGCUGGGCAUCGAUGAGUUGCCCAAGGAAUUCGCUGGCGCCCAUUUGGAUGGCGGAGGUUCGACGACCAGCGAGCAUUCGUCAUCGCUGCACUUUGAUUCGUUCGAUGCGGCAUCGGAGCACAAUCUGUUGUCGCAACCGAUGUCGCCUGGUUCGCCUGGCUCCGUUUCGGUCUCGGUGAAUCCUGUUGGCGAUGGUUAUAUGCAUCUGCAUCACUCGCAUCUCGAGCAUCCUCAUCAGCAGCAGCAUUAUCAUGGCUCGCAGUACUCGCACAGCUAUUCACAGCACGCUCAUCAUGCCCAUCACAGCACCAACACAACUUGCACCAACAGCACGUGCACCUAUGCUUAUGGCCCCCACACGCCCCACGACCUGGCCGAGGAGCAAUUCCGGCUGGGGAAUGCUUUGAAGAAGGUGCGCAAGCGUGCACGCAAAUACACCGAUUUUCUGCGCAAGAAGUGAAGAGCGGGACACGUGAGACCUCCUUGCUGAUAACCUCCUCCUUCCACCCCCUUCGUCCCUCUAGAUUCGCCAUACUUUGGUCGCAAGUAUGUCGUCGUCUCGAAGUCGCAGCCGCGUCGCUCGCAAAGCCUGGACGAGGAUUAGCUGUGGAUAAUUGUGGAUUGUGGAUGGAACAACAACAACAACAACAACAUAAGAAAGAUCAACAUCAGCAUUUUUAUCGCACACUUUUCGAAAAGCAAUAACUAAACAUUUUUCAUCAAAAACAAAAAUCACUUCGAACGAAAUUAAUUAAUUUAAAUUUAUACACUGCCAAAAAGACGAAGACGAAGUUUAGAUGUUUGAAAUUUAUUAAUAUUUAUUUGUGGUAGGCCAAAUUGUUAAGUGCGAUGGACACACAUAAGAACACACUCACACAUACUGAUUCACAUGCGGCAGCCAGCUACAAAAAUACAACAACAAGAUGAACAAGACGAUGAACAACAACAACAACAACCACAACAACGACUAUUUUAAAAGAAUUACUAAGCUAACAGUGCGUAUACAUGAUAAGUAUGAACAUUUGUAUAUUCAACUUAAUGAUUAAGUACAGGUUUUGAAUUUGCAUAUUUAAAUUACGAAUACGAAAAAGAAAAAGAAAAAGAAAAGAAAAAGGCAAAUGCAAAUAAUAAUGCACAACUACCCAAGAAAACAUAACAUAGUUAUUAAA